Onthophagus taurus is the source of this 910-nucleotide messenger RNA. RefSeq lists its product as uncharacterized. Lineage: Eukaryota; Metazoa; Arthropoda; Insecta; Coleoptera; Scarabaeidae. The record is from RefSeq and is a predicted model, not a curated record.
GUGAGCUAAUAAGCUACUAUCAGUGCGACAAUACUUUUUAUCUACGCGAACAUGUCCGUAAUUUGAACAGUAGUGCAGGUGCUCUUUUAGAUUUGACAUAAAAAUAAAAACAACUAUGGACCGACAAAUAAUGAUUUAGGUGAUAGAUUUGCGAUGGAUAAAAAAUCGAAAAAACAUAGUAAGAGUUUAGAGGAGAUCUCUAAAAUUCCACCUCAACAAGCACAGUUAACCAGGGCUCAUGCUACUAGACACAGUUUGCAAACGGUAAGCAAACUCGAAGAAACACCGCCUUUGAGACACACCAGAUCACAGAUUUAUGGCAAACCAAGAAAACAACACACCACAAUAAUUUUAGAUGAUAGGAUCGAGGAAGAGGAAGAUUCAACGACGGAACCAGUAAUAACUAAUCCAGUGAGUGAUAUUAGAAGUAGUCAGAUAAGCAAGAAAAGUCACAGGUCAAGAUCAGGAAGUGCAUCAACAAGCAGAUCGAGAAAGGAAAGCAGCACACAUGAUAAUAAAGCUUUUGAAAGCAGUUUAGACAAUAUUAGUGUGAUCUCAGGAAGAAGUGCCGCUGAUGUCAAAAGCUAUAGGUCUUCAUCAAGAACACCAAGUGUUAGCUUGUCAGUUCAACAAGAGCAAUAUUGUUGUAAAUCAAAGUGGACACCCUGCGAAAAAAGGCUUACAGCUCUAGUGGCAGUUCUAUUAACAGUAAUCCUCAUUCUUCUAAUAUCAGUGAUAGUAUUAUCAACGGCCAACAAAUGACGUCGCCUACAAAUGACAAUUCCAAAAUUCAAGUUAUUAAGUAUAUCCAUAUCAAAAUCUCUCAAAUUUAUUUGUAUAUACAACAGAAAAGAGAUUUCGUAUUUAUUUGUAUUGACCAAAAUUUAUAAAUAGAUUUAUAACAAACAAA